This is a messenger RNA of Mytilus californianus (California mussel), 2695 nucleotides long. RefSeq names its product probable serine/threonine-protein kinase roco6. Bases 54 to 2249 code for a protein of 731 amino acids. NCBI's taxonomy places the organism in Eukaryota, Metazoa, Mollusca, Bivalvia, Mytilida, Mytilidae. The record is from RefSeq and is a predicted model, not a curated record. The transcript is spliced from 5 exons.
CAGAAGCAAUAAACCAUUUAUCAGAGGAAGAUAAAAUCAGAUACAAUGAGCUUAUGCAAACUGAAAAAAAAGAAAACAGGUAUUUUGUUAGAAUUAUGAUUGUUGGAAAGGAAUCGACAGGAAAAACGUGCCUCUUGAGGAGAUUAUUGAAGGAAGAAAUAUCUGGUGUAUCGAGUACAGAUGGUGUUGAUAUUGUUGUUCGUAGAUGCAAAAUCAACAUAAGAGAUGGAAAAUGGAUAAUCGGCAAAGAAAUUGACGAUGAUAAAGUGAGCCGGAUUAAGAGAGCACUGAUUCCAAAUGCCGAGGACAGAAACACUGAAAAUAUUGAGGUAGAUGAGAGAAAUAAUAUAAAUAUAAGUCAUGGUGAUGAUAUAUCUACCUAUAAAAAAGACACCACAACCGACAUAACGGUUAUUCGGGAUAAAAGUGAAGAUACAAAUGAGUCUGAAUUAUUGGUAAUGCUUGAGGAUUUCAAAGCAAAAUCAAAAGUUAAUCUGGAUAAAAAAGGAGAUACGAACCAGUCUCCAUCUUUGGUAAUGCCUGAGGAUAUCACUAGCGACGCAAAGAUUAAUCUGGAUAACAAUAAAGAAACGAAUAAGUCUUCAUCAUUGGUAAUGCCUGAGGAUUUGAUGUCAAAUAUGUUUUCCAAGUCAACUGUUAAUUCUCCUUCAAACCUUUAUGCAUUAUGUGAAUUAUGGGACUUUGCAGGACAAAAAGAAUUUUAUGCUACACAUCAAGCAUUUUUAACAAGUAGUGCAGUAUACCUUGUAGUUGCAGAUAUGAAGGACGACAUAAGUAAACAAGGAUUGGGUCAGUGUUUUGCCGAUUUUCAGCAUAUUGGAGAAUAUGUUGAUUUUUGGUUUGAUUCUAUCCAUUGUCAUCGAACAACCGACAAACCAGCUAGGUAUGGCCACUUCGAUCCUCCGAUUUUAUUAGUUUUCACGGGAAAGGAUAAAUAUGACAAGGCAGAUUUUAAGAAGAGAGAAAAGGAACUCAAUGAUCAAAUAGACCAAGUUCUUGGAUUUCAAAGCAAAUAUCAUCACUUGCACAACAAGUUUUAUCUGUCAAAUACAAAUGACAGUGACACAGAAUUUGAGAAGUUGCAAUACGCAAUUUACGAUACUGCACGGAAAAUGGGAAAUUGGGGUAAUGCUUUUCCGUUAAAAUGGAUUCUUUCAGAACAUUUGAUUGAAAUUAAUAAGAACGAUAACAAGCAUUUCAUCAACUUUACUGAUAUGUCAAAUCUGGCUAAACAUCCUGAUAUCAAUAUUAUAGAAAAGGAGGAUUUGUUGUUGUUUCUUCGAUUUCAGCAUAACGUAGGGAACAUCAUUUUCUUUGCUAAUAUACCGGAUUUAAUCAUAUUAAGACCCCAAUGGUUAGCAGAUGCUUUCCGAUGUUUAGUUUCAGAUAGAGUUGAAAACAGAAGAUUGCAUCACCAUGAGGACUGGACACUGUUUAUACGACAAGGCAAAAUAAGCGAAUCGUUAAUAACAGAACUGUUCAAAUCAAAAGAUGGAAGUCAGUUUUCAGAACAGACAAAUAAUUUGCAUGCAGUUAUGGAAAAGCUUGAUAUAUUGGUCAAAAUUGGUAACUCAAAUUAUAUAAUGCCAAGCAUGAUGCCGCCCUCCACGUUUGAUGUUGUAUGUGAAAAAUUUGACAUUCUUACACAAAAAUGUAAAAGGACUUCUUGGCUUUGUUUUAAAUUUGAAUUUCUCCCACCUUCUUUCUUUAACCAUCUAUCUGCCUGGUUUAUCAGAAACUACUACUCUAGCAAAGUAGAGGGUGGUAUUGCUUUAUAUCGUGGCAUCUGUAUGUUUGACAUUGAUGGAUCUGGUGGUACAAAGAUACUAGUUACUAUGUCGACUGAUACAAUUGCUCUUCAGCUCGUGUCGUUUUCCGAAGAGGAGGGAUUCGGAAGCACGUGCAGCGAUAUCUACAGAGAAGUGAAACAACUAAUUGAAGAUAUAAAAGAGAGAUAUAAGGUGAAAAUAUCUUUUAAACUCCAUUUCAAAUGCAGUGAUGGCUAUUAUUUUCAAGACACAUUUGAAUAUGAGAAAUUGACAAGUGAAAAGGAGUGUUUCUGUACUCAACAUAAGCAAAUGCAUCCAUCUGACCAGAUAUAUUCGCCUUGGAUGAAUAAUGAGGUUACACGGAUUCCUGACAGAGCGAACAUAAGUACCAAGCAGGAUGACCAUAAUCCAAGUAAUAUCAUUGUUUACAUAUUUUCCUUUCGUAUAUUUAUCUUUUAACCGGUUUCAUUUUUUCUAGAUCAUAUAUUAAUGGCGAUAUAACUCUUCAGUCCUGUCCUUAGAAUAUUCCUCUUUAUGCAAAGGGAACAACAAAGAAAGGAGACGUUUCUUAAUUCAGAAGAAUAAAACAUAGUUUUUUAAAAGUUUUUCAAAUUAAUGUUGUAUUCAUAAAUAUAGCUUUCCCCCAGCUAUAGGUCCGAAGCGCUUUUCUGGAUUUAACUUCAUCAGGAACGCUCAUAGUCGAAUAUUUCAAAGCCAAGGAUGUAUAAGGACCGAACACGUUGAAGAGCUUUUAACCAAAAAGGACCUAAAAAUAGCCAAAUCCAUCCUAAGGCCAACUUUGCCUGAGGGGGUUGAAUCCUUAGUUUCUGUAUAAUUUUAAGAUUUAUAAACUGUCAAUUCUAGAUAAUUUGAUAUAAAUCAUGUCAGUACCGAAGUACUGAUUA